Messenger RNA from Laccaria bicolor S238N-H82, 5433 nucleotides. RefSeq lists its product as uncharacterized. The transcript is spliced from 17 exons. The record is from RefSeq and is a predicted model, not a curated record. Bases 1 to 5433 code for a protein of 1810 amino acids. NCBI's taxonomy places the organism in Eukaryota, Fungi, Basidiomycota, Agaricomycetes, Agaricales, Hydnangiaceae.
AUGAGCUCUCUCGCUUUUCUUUUGACAGAGCUUCAGUCUUUGGCCAGUGAAACGCGAAGGAAGCACCCAGAGAUACGCGAGGCAGCAGAGAAAUCACUUGCUAUCCUCCGUGCAUCUCCGGAACAGGCUACAGCUAGUUUGGCCUCAGAUGGCCCACAAUCGGAUGACCUUCUCAGGCCCGUCUUCAUGGGUUGCGCUACCAAGAACGCAAAGGUUGUCGCCAUAUCUCUCGGCUCCCUACAGCGCCUCAUUACCCUCAAAGCCGUACCCGAAUCUGCAGUCCCCAUGAUCAUUAACACAAUGAAUGAUGCAGUAUCUCAAGGAGUCGACAUUCAGCUGCGUAUCUUGCAGACCCUCGUAUCUCUCGUACCGAAUUUUCCAUCCAUACAUGGAGACCUACUCGGAGAUGCGCUUUUACUAUGUUUCAAGCUUCAGGAGUCUCGGAUUGCUGUGGUUUCGUCCACUGCUGCUGCCACCCUUCGCCAGCUUGUCAUGUUUGUAGUCGAUAAAAUGGUUCUUGAAGAUCGUAUAAUGGAGAACGACGACCUACCACCCUCGCAACUCCUCGAAAUUCAGCUUCCAGACGGUACCACUAAAUCCCUCGGCCCUUCUGCCCACGAUGCCUUUUCUGUUUUUGAGGAUCUUUGUCUCCUCGCCAAUUCAGAGACCCCCCAUUUUUUGAAACUUGAAUUUCUCCACAAGACGUUUGCCCUUGAGCUCAUCGAAAGUGUGCUUACCAACUACCAUGCACUGUUCCGUAAACAUGCAGAGCUCAUCAUGCUUCUCCAACAUCAUCUAUGUCCACUUCUACUCAAGGCCCUUUCAGAAAAACCAAUGUUCUCACUUAUCCUGCGAUGCACGCGUGUAGUUUUCCUGAUGCUCAAACAGUUUUCGUUAGAAUUGAAGACGGAGGCAGAGGUGUUUCUGAUGCUUCUCAUAAGAAUAAUCACGGAAGACGGUAGUGCCGAAACUGGUACUGCGGAGUAUCACUUUCACCAUCAUAUCCACGGUGCGAGACCACCAUGGAUGAGGGUCCUUUCCAUGGAGAUUAUGAGAGGUUUAUGCAGCGAUGCAGAACUCAUGCGAAAUGUAUGGGAACGGUAUGAUUCAGUGGGGGAUACGGGGUCCAAGGUGUUUACCGACCUUAUCACCGCACUGAAGAGACUUGUUACGGAGAAACCCUCAUUACUCGGUAGUGGAUCUCAAAUGGGAGGAAUUGGCGUACAACAGGACAGCGGAACCUCUGGUGCUGGUUAUGGGUUGGACAUGGCAGGAAGGGUUGCGAGUGCAACGGUUUCUGGGGUUGUAGGCAUGAUUGGGUCCGGUGGAGGUGGGUUGAGUCUCCAAGGGUCGUCGAUGAAGCUGCAAUGCAUUGACCAGUUGGACAAGGCAGACGCCCCUCCCAUCCCAGAGUCAUACAUUUACCUGCUAGGCGUCCAGUGCAUAGUCUCGCUCUGCGAAGGACUCGCUUCCUAUGCAGGACCGUUGUACGGCUCAAUCGUGGUACAACGCCCACGCGCAGGGGAGCCAAUGGUUCGUGCACCACCAGCACUCGACCUUUCUACACUCCCACAAGAUGAUCAACAAACAAAACAACUUCGAAUUAUUCAAGAUAUCAUUUCGAACGGAUGGCCUGCCCUUCUAGCCGCGCUCUCCUUUAUCAUUUCUACUAAUCUCUCUGACGAGCUCUUCGUGGAGGUCCUAGCCAGCUACCAAGCGAUGACCAAUGUCUCAGGAAUGCUUGGGCUCUCAACUCCUCGCGAUGCAUUCUUCAACAGCUUAGCAAAGUUCUCUGUCCCUGCUCGUGUUGUGUCCAGCCUGGAUUCGUAUAAUGAGCCACCUCAAACACCUCGAUCAGCGACGGCUGCGUUAUCCGAAGGAUUAGGGCUGGGUGCUCCUCCUACACAACCUCCAGGCCUCUCCGAAAGGAACAUGGCUUGUCUAAAAGUUUUCGUGGGCAGUGCCAUGUUUUUGGCUGGUAGCCUUGGGGAGAGCUGGUACGGGAUCUUGGAGGCGUUGCAGAAUGCGGACUACGUUCUGACAUUUAGAGUCGCCAAUGCACAUUCGACCCCAAACAAGCGCGCAAGCAUGUUCAGCCCCGUCGGAAUUGGAGGUGCCACUGGUGCAUCUGCAAGUCGCUCGGUGUCGACUUCGGGUUCUCAAACUCUCUCGGGACCUACAACUGGGGCUCGUCACCCGCUUCUAACGGACUUGGAUAGUGAAACCCUGCUAAACGCAAUACAGAGGCUAUUCGAUUCUUCGAAGAACUUGGAAGAUCCCGCUUUCAAGGACUUCAUCAACGCCCUUUGUAAGCUUAGUGGAGAGAUGGUCGGAAUGCAAGUUGAGGGUGGGCCUUCCGCUCGCGCAUCGCUGGAGAUCGUGGAUGAGACAGGCAGUACGCAUAGCUUGAUAAUGCCAAAGUUAGAACCUGCCCAACGACGACGGAUGAGUGGAAUUCAUCUUCCAAAGACGCAGCGUACAGGAGAUUUCGGAAUAUCCAAGCUUGGAGGCGUUGCACUGCUUAACAUACACCGCUUGAUAUACCGAUCGCCGGAUGUCGCUUGGAACACGACGACAUCCCACCUUCUAUUGAUCAUUCGACUUCCGUUCGCACCACAAGCUAUCCGGGUCCAGGCCGCCAGAGUUCUGGAUGAAAUCUUGCUUAUUGUCCCGCGUAAUCUAUCCAGCACAGGAGACAUGCAAGGACCAGUCCAGCGACGUGUUCUCGAGGUCCUCUCCCAACAAAUCAUACCAGACGCCGCGUUGUCCAGCCAUGAUACGUCCACAAGUGUCGAGCUUCGCCGCAUGGGCAUGGAAACUUUGCAUCAUAUCUUGCAAGCCUCUGGUCACACACUCGUUGUUGGUUGGGAAAUUAUAUUUCAAAUGCUGGAGAGUGUCUGUCGACCUGCUACUCCCCUGAGAUCAGGAUCUGUGGAUUCGCUAUCUGUUUUAAGUAGUACACCACCGUCAACGCCACGAUUGAAGCCACUCCCACUUGGCCUAGGCAACCCUAGCGAAAAAAGUUAUACCGCCCUUGUUAAGAUUGCCUUCCAGUCGUUGACAUUGGUCUGCGACUCCGUUUCCUCUCUCUCUCCCGAACAUCUCCGCCUGUGCAUCACCACUUUGGGACAGUUUGGGCGACAGGCAGAUACCAACAUCGCCUUGACAGCUGCUGCCAGUUUGUUGUGGAGCGUGUCGGACGCCAUCCAAUCCAAACGGAAAAACGUUGACGAAGAACCGGAGUAUAGUGAACUUUGGAUGUUCCUACUUUUGGAAGUACUGGGCCUCUGCACGGAUGCUAGGUCAGAAGUACGUGACGGGGCCAUCCAGACCCUUUUCCGUACCAUGCAACUCUAUGGUUCAACAUUAAGCUCUGAGACAUGGGACCAGUGUAUAUGGAAAGUCACGUUCCCGCUUCUGGAAUCUCUCACUACAGAAAUACAAUCGUACAACGAGCCUGGCGCCGGCGAAUUGUCGAAAGUGCAGGCCUGGGACGAGUCGAAGAUUUUAGCCUUACAUUCAAUUGGCUCCCUCUUCAACGAUUUCCUUGUUUCAAAAAUCAUGCACCUCGACUCAUUUACCAAGGCCUGGGAUGUCUUCGUUGGACACGUGCAAAAGUCUGUCCUGCUGGAUAAUCGGUCGAUUAGCGCCCCUGCUCUUCGUUGUUUGGAAAAGGCCAUCAAAGCCUCUGCAAGUGCUGAAGGCGUGCUCAAACCACGAUUGACUGAAAUUCUUCAGCGUGUCUGGGAGGCCAUUGACGUUUUGGGAAGCACGGUGAUACAGAGAUCAAGUACUCCAGUCGCGGAAGGGGCCCCUAUUCAGCCUCAGCCACUUACCCAAGAAAGUUUGGUUGCCUUUGUCGACGUUAUACAAAGUACUCGAAAGACUAGCCGCACACUUACUGGCAAGGAAUGGAAUCUGGAAAAGUUGACUCGAUUGAUGGCUGUACUCAAAGGUGUACUCACUUAUCCCAACUCACCUGAUUACAGGCCAGACAUUGAUGUUCUUCCCCCUGUCCAGGCUGUUGUAAUGGACACAAUCACAAACAUCGACCUCACCACAAAAGGAUCGCCUUCUCUCGUUAUCAGGGACCUUUCAGAAUAUGCAACACUGGCUUUCCUUGCUGGCUUUGACGUGCAACCGCAACCCAAGAGUCAGACUCCACAAACGCCUCAAAAACGCGUUACUUAUAUAGCACUCUCCAAAAAAACGAUGCCCCUUCUUGUAGAUCUUCUCAUGCAGUUCAAGGCUGAUCCAGAAAUCUAUGUUGACGGGACGUUUGAAGCUGUGCUUUCUGCCUACUCCAUUCCCGUCAAGCUGAAAUAUGACUGCCCCGCUCCGUCGAAGUUUGGAAAGGACCAACCUCUUUGGAAGACGGCGACUACGUGUUUCCUGCGCAUCGUGAAAGAAUGCGCUCAUCAGAUUAAAGCUUUGGGGACAGAUAUAUCCGAUGAGCGGGUCGAAGGCAUUUGGCGACAAGUCUUAGACGUUUUCCGUGGGGGCAUCCUAGCUGACUGUACCGCGGCAGAAUCAUUCCCGCUUGCUGCUCAGGAAGAGGAGGAGAAUUUUGAUCUCGCUCUUAUUGCGUCUCUUGAGAUUGACGUCGUCCCACACCUUGGGGACAGUAGAGUCCCUGACGAUUUGGUCUCGCGGCUGGCAAGCAUCUUACAGCGGGGUAGCCUGGUCUAUGUAAGUCGCCCAACGGAAAGCCCGACGAGCAGCAAGCCCUUGAAGCUCGUUGUGGAGGAGGACAAGUACGAUCUUGGAAGCACCGACUUUGGCUCUCUGGUUCCCCGAGAGAGAUUUUCAUAUUGGUGUUUCGACCUUCUUUUUCUGAUCUGCUCAGAUACCACGAAAGACCAAGAAAAUUCUCGGAAGCGACUUGCGGCGUUAAGUCUCCCACUACUGAUCAAUCGGUGCCGAACGACGUUGGUUGGUUAUGUCGCAGAUGAAUCACUACGAGGAAGUCUGCCUUUUCCAAGGGCACGAGAAGAGGAACUUCUAUAUGUUCUCCGCAAACUUUUGGCUCUAAGAUUGUGGCGUGGCUCAUUAUGGGCGGCAUUGUCGGACACUCCCACAGCUUAUUGCGUCGAACAGCCAGCCAUAUCCCAGUACCUGUCGUCCUCGGACCUCGUUGCGGAUGUAGUCAAACGUUCAACAAUAGCACACCUAUUCCACUUCUAUCCAGUACUGUGUGAAAUCGCGUCAAUACCGCGGCAAACCCCAGCAGCGUGGAUUGCAAGGCAACCUUUUCUUCCUGUUGCUCCUCAAACGCCAACGCAAAAUUCGAGCGUGGUAAAGUCGAAUGGAGUCGCUGGUAAUGGCCACACGAAUAACACAGACGCUCCAAUCGAGCUUGACGCGAGGACAAUGGCUAGAGAUUGUUUGAAAGAGGUCGGGCGGGAAAUGGGGGUUUCGAGGUGGUUGUCAUGA